GGGCGGAGCCUGCAGCGGGCGGCGCUGUCCCCGGGCUCCCGGCCGCGGUGGCCGCCGCGGAGGGCAGCUGGAGAGAGCGGGCGCAGAGAAGAGUACCCUCCGUGCCCAGAUGCCAGAGUAGCUAUCCUGUCCCCGCCCCCUAGCCCGGGGACAGUCAAGGGAAGAGCAAUGGAGAUGUGGCUGGGCAGGCUCUGGCUGUGUGUAAUGCCGCUUCUGCCUCUUCUUCGGCUCUGCCAGCAUCAGGAGCUGUUUGGACCUUCUCUUCAGACACCAUCAGAGGAGGGCCAGGCCCCUGAGGGUCUCUGGGGACAUUGGGGCCGGUGGGCCCCCUGCUCCCAGCCUUGUGGGGUGGGUGUGCAGCGAAGGAGCCGAACAUGUGAACUGCACCCAAGCCUGUCCCUCCCUCCCCGGCCCCCAAGACAUCCAGAAGCCCUCCGGCCCAGACCCCAGACUCCCCGGGACCCCCAGUCCCUGUACAGGCCGCAGCCUCGGGGAAGGGGUGGCCCUCUUCAAGGUCCUGCUUCCCAACUGGGGAGAGAGAAGCCCCAAGGGACUCAAGGGGCCCAGAGGUCCCGGGUUCGAGACCCUAUCAAGCCAGGGAUGUUUGGUUAUGGGAGAGUGCCUUUUGCCUUGCCGCUGCACCGGAGCCGCAGGCACCCCCGUAGACCCGAGCAACCCAAGAACUCUUCUACAGGGGCUGAGACCCUUCCAUCCCAGCCUCCAAGCUCAGAGCCGGCCUCGGAAAGCCACAGCGCUCAGAUGCGGCUUCCUGAGCUGCAUACCGACCCCCUCUCUCCCCCAGCUGAAACCCCAAGGCCUGGAGGUGCUCAGACGGAGGUGCCCCCCAGAAGCAGUCCUGUUCCCUCUGACACAGAGAUCCCCUCACCCACAUCCUCCUCUGGAGACAGUAGGUCUUUCCAGGGGUCUCCUGGGCGGCGAAUGCCAACCUCCCACCGUUGGGACAGUCCCCAGGGAGCAGGGCGACGCCCACGCCCUCAUCCUUUACCUUCUGUCCCUCGGAGCAGAGGCCAGCAGAGCAGGGGGCACUGGAGACCCCCAGGGAGUUCUCACAGGUCCCCAGAUGGCUGGCUGCCUCUGACAAGAGACUCCAGCCCCCUCUGGAGCCUUUUUGCUCCCAGUAUCCCUGUUCCAAAGUGUUCUGGGGAAAGUGAGCAGAUGAGAGCCUGCAGCCAAGAGCCUUGCCCCCCUGAGCAGCCAGACCCCAGGGCCCUGCAGUGUGCCGCCUUUGACUCCCAGGAAUUCAUGGGCCAGCUGUACCAGUGGGAACCCUUCACUGAAGUUCAGGGUUCCCAGCGCUGUGAACUGAACUGCCGUCCCCGUGGCUUCCGGUUCUAUGUCCGUCACACCGAAAAGGUCCAGGAUGGGACCCUGUGUCAGCCUGGAUCCCUAGACAUUUGUGUGGCAGGGCGCUGCCUGAGCCCGGGCUGUGAUGGCAUCCUUGGCUCGGGCAGGCGUCCAGAUGGUUGUGGGGUCUGUGGCGGUGAUGGCUCUACCUGUCAGCUCGUUUCGGGGAACCUCACUGACCGAGGGGGCCCCUUGGGCUAUCAGAAGAUACUGUGGAUCCCUGCGGGAGCUUCCCAUCUUCAGAUUUCCCAGCUCCGACCCAGUUCCAAUUACCUCGCACUUCGAGGGCCUGGGGGCCGCUCCAUUAUCAACGGAAACUGGGCUGUGGAUCCCCCAGGGUCCUAUUCGGCCAUCGGGACUGUCUUCCAGUAUAACCGUCCUCCUCGGGAGGAAGGCAAGGGGGAGAGCAUGUCAGCCGAAGGCCCUACCACCGAGCCUGUGGAUGUCUAUAUGAUCUUUCAAGAGGACAAUCCCGGUGUCUUUUACCAGUAUGUCAUCUCUUCCCCUCCUGCGGUCCUAGAGAGUCCCUCCACGAAGUCUCCAGUCCUUCAACUUCAGCCUGAGAUGCUGAGGGGGGAGCCCCUACUUGCUUCAGCUCCCCGCCCAGUUCGGGCACCAGGUACCCUCCAGCGCCAGGUUCGAAUCCCCCAAGUGCCCGCUCUGACUCAUGCCAGGACAUCCCUGGGGACUGCAGCUGGAUACUGGAAGCAAGUGGGGCACUCUGAAUGUUCAGCAUCCUGCGGCAAAGGUGUCUGGCGCCCCCUUUUCCUCUGCAUUUCCCGUGAGUCGGGAGAGGAGCUGGAUGAACAGAGCUGUGCCCUGGGUGCCAGACCCCCAGCUUCCCCUGAACCCUGCCAUGGGCCCCCGUGUCCCCCAUACUGGGAGGCUGGUGAGUGGACGUCUUGCAGCCGAUCCUGCGGCCCUGGCACCCAGCACCGCCAGCUGCUCUGCAGACAAGAAUUUGGAGGCGGUGGCUCCUCUGUGCCCCCAGAGCGUUGCGGACAUCUGCCCCGGCCCAACAUCACUCAGCCUUGUCAGCUGCACCUCUGUGGCCACUGGGAGAUUAGCUCCCCCUGGAGCCAGUGCUCUGUGCGAUGUGGCCGUGGUCAGAGAAGCCGGCAAGUUCGGUGCGUUGGAAGCAAUGGUGAUGAAGUGAGCAAGCAGGAGUGUGCUUCAGGGCCCCCUCCACCCCCCACCAGAGAGGCCUGUGACAUGGGACCCUGUACCACAGCCUGGUUCUACAGUGACUGGGGUUCCAAGUGCUCAGCCGAGUGCGGGACAGGAAUCCAGAGGCGCUCCGUGGUCUGCCUGAGGAGUGGGGAGGCCGUCCAGGGGGACCAGGAAGCAGAAGCAGGAAGCAUGGAGCAGGGCUGUCCUCUCAGAAGCCGGCCUCCUGACAUGCGUGCCUGCAGCUUGGGGCCCUGUGAGAGGACAUGGCGCUGGUACACAGGGCCCUGGAGUGAGUGUUCCUCAGAGUGUGGGGCUGGCACACAGCACAGAGACAUCAUCUGUGUGUCCAAACUAGGAGCUGAGUUCAAUGUGACUUUCCCCAGUAACUGUUCCCACCUACCCAGGCCCCCGGCCCUGCAGCCCUGUCAGGGGCAGGCCUGUGAAGACCGAUGGUUUUCUACUCUCUGGAGUCCGUGUUCUCGCUCCUGCCAGGGAGGCAUGCAGACAAGGGAAGUCCAGUGCCUGAGUGCCAACCAGACUCUCGGCACCCGAUGCCCUCCUCACCUGAGACCUUCCAGGAAGCGGUCCUGUAACAGCCAACCCUGCAACCAGCGCCCUGAUGACCAAUGCCAGGACAGCUCUCCACAUUGCCCCCUGGUGGUACAGGCCCGGCUCUGCGUCUACCCCUACUACACAGCUACCUGCUGCCGCUCUUGUGCGCACGUCCUGGAGCGGUCCCAGCUGGAGCCUGCUUGAAAUGGGUCCAAGAGGUCCUUUCUUCAGCCACCACUGGCCAGCCACUGACUAGCCCACUCUGUAGCCUCUGACUUUUCGCCUGGUCUGUGUCGCCAGAGAUGGCCUCCGCUGUGAGAGGGGAAGGUGCCUGCUGACCUGCUGCUGGGUUUGGACUCCAGCGUGGCGCCCCGAGACGUGCGCCUGGUCUCCCUGGGUGUGUCACUUCCUCAGAAGCAGACUGAGGAAGAGCGGGAGGUGGGCGACACUUGUUUCCCGGAUGCUUUCUGGGCUCCAUUUCCAGACUAGUCUGAGCUACUUAGACUGCGCCCGUAGGUUCCAAUCUUGUGUCCCAAUCCUCUUUCCAGGUCAGGCCUCACCCCUGCGCUGCCCUGUGUUCCUACCCCUCUCUUCCCUAGCCUGUACCCCUACCUCCCCACUAGCUAGGGGACCCCUGCUGCUGCUUUACCUUGCCCAGGAAGGACCACACCUCUCCAGAGCAGGGACCAGUCGUGAGGAUGAUAAAGGAGUGAGACGUCAGCUUAAGACACCCCAGCCCCCAGGUCACACCGAAAGUGACGGCCAUCCCAGAACUAAUUUAUUUUUUAUU
Molecule: messenger RNA, 3877 nt
Organism: Onychomys torridus (southern grasshopper mouse)
Lineage: Eukaryota; Metazoa; Chordata; Mammalia; Rodentia; Cricetidae
Gene: Adamtsl4
Product: ADAMTS like 4
Exons: 18
Coding region: 169-3291 (1040 amino acids)
Biological process (GO): extracellular matrix organization
Cellular component (GO): extracellular matrix
Molecular function (GO): metalloendopeptidase activity
Source: RefSeq, a predicted model, not a curated record